This is a messenger RNA of Pectinophora gossypiella (pink bollworm), 2559 nucleotides long. RefSeq lists its product as uncharacterized. NCBI's taxonomy places the organism in Eukaryota, Metazoa, Arthropoda, Insecta, Lepidoptera, Gelechiidae. The coding region runs from base 207 to 1364 and encodes 385 amino acids. The record is from RefSeq and is a predicted model, not a curated record. The transcript has 3 exons.
UACAUGUAGUAGCACAUACGGUGUCGCCUUAUCGCACUGUUUAGUUGAGAAAUAUAAAACAAAAAAUGUCAAAAAGUGGCGGGUAGAUUGUUUCCCGCUCAGUUAGUAAUCCACAUUUCGUCAUUCACAGUACAGUGCUCCGCCGGUUCGCACGUAUUACUUUAAUUUUUUCAAGCCAAUAAUUAAAUAGUGUAAAGUUCUUUAAUAUGGGAAAAAGGAAGCGUGAACGUGACGACGAUUACGAUUAUAUUAAGAAAAAAAUGAAGAAACUCGAAAGGAAAUUAAAAAAAGCCCGGAAGAAUCAUAGUGAUACGUCUUCUACAUCAUCGAGGAAUGCACCGUCAAUCGAAGAAGACGGUCCACCGAUUGUAGGAAACAAUUAUGAUAUUAUAUCUAGUGAGGAAGAAGUACUGGAGUCGAGUCGAUCGAACUUACCUAGCAAUAAUGAGGUCGGAGACACAUUGCCGUUAUUAACAACUGCUUCUGAUGACGAACCAUUACCAUCAACGAGUGCCGGCACCGCACCGGCGCCCGCCGAUCUUCCUAAUGAGCUGCUGCCGGGUCCAGAGCUUAACGAUGAAAUCUUAGCGAUACUAGGAGAUGACCUAUCAGUUGUCAAGGAAUAUGGAAAUGACAUUCAGGCGGACUUGGCGUUACGGCUUAAGCACCUGCUUACUCAGGGAAUGCCCAAAGAAAUUCGGAAGGAGUUACAUGACAGAUAUUUACCACCUCGUAAUUGUAAUUGUGUUGGCGCUCCUGAACUUAAUCUUGAAGUUAAGGCUGCUAUACCCGAUGUUAUAUAUAAAAGAGACCGAAGCAUCCAAGCGAAACAGAAACAAGUCGGUUGUGCAAUUUCAUGUAUUAGUGAAGCUUUAACAAUAUUGUUAUCUCGAGAGAAUAAGGACACACAGAUUAUCAAACUCUUAAUGGAUGGAAGUCGACUUUUGUGUGAUUGUCAACAUGCUGAUUCAGUCACGCGGCGUAAUUUUGUCCUUAAUAACAUAAAAAAGGACAUAAGGGAACACCUCGUGAAGUCAAAAAUUGAUAAGUUUCUAUUUGGCUCUGAUGUAGUGGAGGUAAUUAAGACUGCAAAAUCAAUAUCUAAAUCGGGGGCAGAUUUAAAAUCAGUUCCCACCACAUCUACAAUAAGAUCUACACAACCGGCCAAGAACAAACAAAAUCCAGGACCAUCUAGACAACAUACCAGGAAUAAUUUAAACUGGAAGGCUCCUCCCCCGGGUCGCAGGCAACAGGGGACUCAGAGGGCGAAGGAGCCUGCUCAGAGGAACCAGCACGCGAACUCCUCGCGACCAUCGCAGCGAGCGCCGGCGCAGGCAUCGCAGACCAAUUACAACCGCCGCUAGAUGUCCCGCAACCGAGCCGUCCACCAGCGAGUUACCCUGGUUGCCGGGCUGUUGUCCGCCAAUCGUUCUUGAGGCGUAGAGUCCCGCCAUCAUCCAUCCAGAUUAUGUUAGCCUCACUUUCUGACAGUUCGGUCAGGCAAUACGACACGUGUUUGAGGAAGUGGUAUCAAUUUUGUAAUGCUCAUAAUUUUAAUGUCUUUGAAGCAUCAAUUCCUAACGUAAUAUAUUUUCUAACGAAACUUUUUGAAGCAGGUGCUCAAUACGGGACCCUUAAUAGUUGUAGAUCAGCCUUGUCGUUGAUACUCGGUGUUCACGUUGGUAACGAUGACCGUAUGAAACGGUUUUUUAAAGGUGUUUUUAAACUCCGUACACCCUUACCCAAAUAUAACGUGACCUGGGACACAUCAACUGUUCUGGACACUUUGGCUACCUGGUAUCCUAAUGAAAAUUUAAAUCUCGAUAAACUUUCAAAAAAAAUUUCAACUCUUUUAGCUCUUGUAACCGCUCAUAGGUUACAGACCUUGUCCAAGAUUAAUAUUAAUAAUAUUGAACGAUUUCCUGAUAAGGUAAUAAUAAAAAUCCCUGACCUGAUUAAGACGUCUCGUAUUGGCUCCUUACAACCUGUACUCGUCCUCCCUUAUUUUCGAGACCGACCAGAGGUUUGUCCUGUUAAUGUAUUGCUUAGAUACUUAGACAUGACUGACUCCUUGCGAGGCAAUAAUCAUUACCUCUUUAUCGGUAUUAAAAAACCACAUAAAUCGGUAUCAUCUCAAACACUUAGUCGGUGGGUAAAAAGCACUCUUAGCGAGUGCGGUAUAAACGUGUCUGUGUUCACGGCACACAGUACGCGACACGCUGCGACCUCUAGGGCGCACCAGCUAGGAGUUAAUUUGGAUCUUAUAAGGAAGACCGCUGGGUGGAGCGGAUCUUCUAAUGUGUUUGGUAGAUUCUAUAACAGAGUUGUUGGGGACAUAAUCGAUCAUGAGUUAUUUGCUAGAUCUAUUAUAAAUAACGAUUCGUUACACUAAUAUUAUAUUAAACUUAUAAAUCAGGAAUGAUUAAUUUACAAUAUAAAUUAUAAUUUACCUAAGCACAAUUAGCUUAAUUUAUUUAUUCAUUUAAAAAAUAUUGUUGUUUUCCUUUUAUACAAGAAGUCAUUUUAUGUUGUUAGAAAUUAAAAUUAUAAUUGAUAGAA